Molecule: messenger RNA, 1951 nt
Organism: Hyaena hyaena (striped hyena)
Lineage: Eukaryota; Metazoa; Chordata; Mammalia; Carnivora; Hyaenidae
Gene: HDIP1
Product: chromosome unknown C16orf87 homolog
Exons: 3
Coding region: 320-865 (181 amino acids)
Source: RefSeq, a predicted model, not a curated record
CCAUCGAGACCGUCUCCUCCCGUGAAAAUCGGGACGCGCUCGAAGACCGGCGCCGUGACGGUGAGAGCGCGUUCCGCAGUCCCGCGGAGUGGGCGCGAGAGGCCAGCGGCCUCAGCUGGAGCACGCCGCGCCCCACCCCGCCCCGGCACGCAAGCUCCGCGCGAGUUCGCGCACGCGCGCCCACACCCAUCCAAGCCUCAGUCUGGCUAGAGGGGACCCGGCUGGCCGAGGUUGGGCGGCUGAGGUACAAGGGGAGGAGCCUUAGCUUCUGCCGCUGUUGCCGUCGCGAUCGCCGUCGCAGCUGCGGCUGGAGAGAAGCAUGUCUGCAACAAGAAACAAGAAAGUGAAGAUGGCCACCAAGUCGUGCCCCGAGUGCGACCAACAGGUUCCUGUUGCAUGUAAAUCUUGUCCCUGUGGUUAUAUAUUUAUUAAAAGGAAACUUCUAAAAGUAAAACAUUCAGAGAAAUCAUCACCUUUUACAGAAGCGGACUGUACCAUAUCUUUGAAAGAUUUGCGAAUACUGUUUUUAUAUGAAUUUAAACUAGGACAUAGUGCAGCCACGGCAAGUAGAAACAUCAAUUCUGUGUUUGGAGAAGGCUCUGUUAGUGAAAGGACUGUCCGGUGGUGGUUUGAAAAAUUUCGUUCUGGGGAUCUGAGUCUGAAAAAUGAGCCUCGAGGGAGACCCAAAUCUGUUUUAAAUGAAGAUCAAUUGAGAGCCAUGGUGGAAGCUAACCCCAAAACAGCAAUUAGAGGCCUUGCAGCAGACUUAGGAGUUUCUGCUACAACAAUUUCUCGACAUCUGGCUGCAAUAGGAAAGGUGAAAAAGUUGGACAAAUGGGUAGGUACCACACCAACUGAUGGAUGAUCAUAAAUGGAGAUGAUUAGAGAUGUGCUCAUACCUUAGGAUUUGAAAGAGCAGAGACCUAUUCUGGAGAGGAUCAUAAGCUUUGACAAAAAAUGAAAGUGGUCUGGACAGUGGCUGGAUGUUGAUGAAGUUUCCAAACGUGUGAAAAUCAUCAUUGCAACCAAAAUGAAGAUUCUAGUAAUAAUGGUGGUCUCCAAAGAGAAUAUUUAUUACUUUUAACCCAGACAAAACUAACAGUAGCAUCUUAAUUGUCAAGGGGUUGAAGUUAUGUAUAAAAGUGGACGUAAAAGCACUCUGCAUUCAUUAACAGACAUGGACCUAUACUUUUUGAUGACAACAUUUGACCACUGCAAUUGCAGACCACCCUAGGGAAUAACUGAAUUAGGCCAAGAACUUUUGCCAUAUCCCUCACACUCACCUGACCUUUUUUCAUCAGAUUACCACCUUUUUCAUCAUUUGGAAGUCUAAGAAACAACAUUCUCCAAUAGAGAACAAGGAUUUGUAUAACUGUUAACAAUACUGAAUUUUAUACAUAUAUAAUUUAAUAUUUGGAGAAAUUUGUCAUUUGGAGAAAGCAGUUAUGUGCUAACAGCACAUAUUUUGGUUGAAUAAAACUUUUUCUGAAAAAUAUAACAUUUUCAUUUUUAUAUAAAGGCAUAUUCAUCUGGUUUAACCUAAUAGCUUCCCAGACCAUGGCAGAACAUGAAGACUGAAAGGUACCAAAUGUCCUGGAAAACUACAAGCUGUCUCUCAGUUUUGGGCAGUUUCUACAUUGGAGGAAUGUAGAACAACCCAAAGUGUAUAUAAGUUUGAAAGAUGCUUAGGAGUCAGCCAUGCAAAGAUCUGGGUGUAAAGAGGGUUUUAGAGAGAUGAGAAGCCUCAUCAAAAGCUGUCAGGCUCUGAGAAAAUAUUUUCUGAAUAAAGAAAUGAAAGCAUGUUUCUAACACCAAAACCCAUGCACACAAUAGACAUGGCACAAUAGUGCUUUUGAAUGAUAAUACUUACUGUCACAUAGAGCCAAUCCCUUUCACAUGUUUUCCGUUCUUAUUCUUUAUUUUUGAUAAAUAAAAUAUGACCUAUUCUGGA